UCCAGUACUUCCCCCCAGCCCCCUCUGUCGCUCUCGGCCUCCUCCCCUCCUCCUCCUCCUCCUCCUCCUCCAAGGUCUCUUCGAGGUGUAAACGAGAGAGAGAGAGAGAGAGAGAGAGAGAGAGAGAGAGAGAGAGAGUUUCUUCUGAUGGUACUCUGGAUUCUGAUGUUUAGGAUCAUGAUCUGAAAGAGUUCUUGAAGAGGGGCAGAGGCUGUUCUGAUGGAGACCAUUCGGAAGCAGGCCAGCAGGCUCAGAGAGCAAGUGGCCAAGCAGCAACAGGAUAUCAGGGUACAUUGCAAUACAGGAUUCUCCCUUUUCCUCUGAUAGUAGGCAGAAAUCAGAAAUCCAGCCUCUGCCCAAUUCCCACCUUUUCUCCUCUCUACCCUUUUCAGUCAUUUGGAAUUUGCAGUAAAUAAUUUUGAAGAUGGUAUUAAGUCUUCCUCUUCCUAAGAAACGACAAGAUAUGUGAAGAUGGUAUUAAGUUUCAACAUGAUGUGACCUACAUGUUUAGUGGUGGCUUCUCAACCCAUGGGCCAGGCUUGGAAUAACAUGUUUAGGUCUGAAUGUGGGGUCGACUCAAUGUUACUUUGGCAGUUCUUCUGCAAUUUAGUCGGCGUUUUGGCCAUGAUUCUGGUCUGGUCGAUGAAGCUGAACUUCAAUGCCACCAAAAGCUUCAGAUGCUCUAUGGUUCUACAAGAGCAGCAAAGCAUCUUCAGCGGGAUAUUGUACGGGGUGUUGAAGCUUUUAUCACCAUUAGUGUAAAGCAGAUGGAAAUAGUAAAAAAACUAGCUGAAGAUUGUUGCAAAUAUGGAAAUGACUAUCAAAGUCCCAGUUUUGUUCUUCCAACGGCUUCUCUUGACUUUGGUACUUCUCACAGUUUGAUGGAAAAAGAGAGGGAGAAUCUUAUCAAAAUUCUUGGAGAUCAGGUCUGUGAGCCAUUGCGGGCAAUGAUAACGGGAGCUCGUUUGGAGGAUGCUCGCCUCCUGACUUAUCAUUAUGAACGGAUUAGACAAGACGUGGAAGCUCAGACAGCUGAAGUGGUAAGACGCCAAUUGAAGUCCAAGGAAGUUUCUGCUAGUGCAGAAAGUGCCAGAAAACUUCAACAUGCAGAAGCAAAAUUAUCAGAACUGAAUGCUAUUUUAUCAGCACUAGGGAGAGAAGCAACUGCUGCUAUGAUGGCUGUUGAGGCUCAACAGCAACGGAUAACUUUCCAACGACUACUUGCAAUGGUUGAUGCUGAGAGAGCUUAUCAUCAGAGUGUUGCCAGUAUUCUAGACAAUCUCCAUGAUGAGAUGGUUCAAGCAAAGCAGCAUAAUGAGUCCAUGUUACAGCCAACAACAAUCAUGACUAAGGAGCCUUCUCAAACUGUAAACGAAGAUCUGAAGACAAGUCAGUCUGCCGAUCUCUUGCAGUCAACAGAAAUUGAGAUUAACAUGCAUUCUCAAACUACAAAUGAAGAUCCCAAGUCAAGUCGAUCUGCUGAUAUCCCAGCAAAUAGCCUGACUACUACUCAUUUUGUUGCAGAAGUUAUUCAUCCAUUUGAUGCUCAAGCAGAUGGGGAGCUAAAUCUCUCGGUUGGUGAUUACGUCGUGGUCCUCCAGGUAGCACCUAAUGGAUGGUCCGAGGGCGAAUGCAAGGGAAAGGCUGGCUGGUUCCCCUCUGCUUAUAUAGAGCAGCGGGACAAAUUCCCGGAGAGCAAGGUGAUAGAGCCAUCCAUGCUGUCAUGAUCUUUACUACGCGCAAUGAAAUUCUUGUACAGGUGUUUCAUGAUUGUUCUCAUCCCCAGUUUUCUCCUAUCCUCCAUACUUUUCAGCACCAAAAUACCUCAUCUUCCAGCCUGCAUCUUCCUACUUCCAUUGUGUAUACAUCCGCUUAUCUAUUGUGCAUGUGAGAGGCCUGUAUUUUUCUCUCUUUUUUUUUUCUGCCUGUUUUCCUUGGCAAAUAGGAGUUGUAUAUUUGAUAUGACUGUGCCCAUAAUCAUUGCAUAAAUUAGGUGAUGCUUGGGAAAUUGAAUAGUUUGAAAUUGACAGUCAAAUUCUUAUGGCAGCCAACUUUCUGGUCUCAUUUUU
Phoenix dactylifera (date palm) is the source of this 2069-nucleotide messenger RNA. RefSeq names its product SH3 domain-containing protein 2-like. The record is from RefSeq and is a predicted model, not a curated record. Gene Ontology annotation, molecular function: protein binding. Lineage: Eukaryota; Viridiplantae; Streptophyta; Magnoliopsida; Arecales; Arecaceae.